AGUAAGUUUCUAUAAAUUAUGAUAAACCCAGUCAACCUCUUUCCCAAAAAAAAUGAUAAAAUAAAAAGGCACCAAAUCACCCUCUCAUGCAUGCAUGCAUGCAUGCAUAAACACGUACAUAUAUAGACCUAUCCAAAAAUGCCACACCACACCUCCAACAACAAAUCUACUAGUAGCUCUAUAUAUCUGAUUCUUAUUUUGUUAACCCCAAAAUCUUCGGCAAAAUAUCUAAGAUCCAUAUAUAUAAUCUUUUUUGUGUGUACGUAUGUGUGCAUGUUGAUUAACUGGCCUUCUAAAUUAGUCUUUAUAAGUCAUAAGAAAGUCCGACCUUUUUUCUCUUCCUCACAAAAAAUUUCCCUUAUUUUUCUCUUUCCUUUCCAUCCCUCUCCAAUAACCACCAAACUAUCUCUUUUUCAAUUUUCUUUGUCCAAAACCUCUCCAACAAAUUAACCCUUUUUCUCUUUUUAUUAGUUUUCCCAUUAUCUCCUUUUUUUUUUUUUUUUUUUUCUUUUGCAAAGCAAAUGGCUUUGUUUUCUCUUCUCCUCUACCCCAUAUAAAACAAAAAAAUAAAGUUAAAAAAAAAAAAAAAACAAAGCCCCCUCCAUUAAAAACUGUUUCUUUUUCUUCCCAUUUUUUUUUUUUUAAAACACAAGGCAGGAUGGCCUUUUGGAGGUUCUCUCCAUUUUCAGUACUCCUUGGCCUCCUGUCUCUCCUUCUCCUCCACCCCAUCACCACAACAACAACCUCCACCAUCGGUAUCCGCCUCAGCAUUAUCAGAAAACCUUCCGACGACAACCUUCCCGUUUUCCGGGAAGCUCCGGCGUUCCGGAAUAGCGAUCAAUGCGGCUCUUCAGACUCCGACAGAAUCCAUGUCGCCAUGACACUGGACGGAAACUACCUCCGAGGAACAAUGGCAGCCGUGCUCUCCAUGUUACAACAUUCAACAUGUCCAGAAAACCUUGCCUUCCAUUUCCUCUCGGCUCAUUUAGCUCCUGAGCUCUACUCCAGCAUUAAAUCCACUUUCCCUUACCUCAACUUCACAAUCUAUCGCUUCGAUCCAAACCGUGUUCGCGGUAUGAUAUCCAAGUCCAUUCGCCAAGCAUUGGAUCAACCUCUCAACUAUGCAAGAAUCCAUCUAGCUGACAUAAUCCCCACCAAUGUUGGUCGGGUUAUAUAUUUGGAUUCAGACCUGGUGGUUGUGGAUGACAUAGAGAAGCUUUGGAAUGUGGAUAUGGAGGAUAAAGUAGUGGCUGCACCGGAAUAUUGCCACGCUAAUUUCACGCAGUAUUUCACCGGUACAUUCUGGUCGGAUUCGAAUCUGUCGAAGACUUUUGAGGGAAGAAAUCCGUGCUAUUUCAAUACCGGAGUGAUGGUGGUGAAUGUGGAUAAAUGGAGGAAAGGGAGGUAUACACAGAGAGUUGAGGAAUGGAUGGCGGUUCAGAAGCAGAGGAGGAUAUAUCAGUUGGGUUCUUUGCCACCUUUUUUGUUGGUUUUGGCUGGGAAUAUUAAGGCCGUUGAUCAUAGAUGGAAUCAACAUGGAUUGGGUGGUGAUAAUUUUGAAGGCAAAUGUAGGUCUCUUCAUCCUGGUCCUAUUAGUCUUCUUCAUUGGAGUGGGAAAGGGAAGCCAUGGCUGAGAUUAGAUUCCAGAAAACCAUGCACCGUUGACUAUCUGUGGGCUCCUUAUGAUCUUUACCGUUCAUCUAGACAUUGGUUAGAAGAAUGAUAUAUAUUUAUAUAUAUAUAUAUAUAUACACACACAUAUGAAUAAAUGGAAGAUGAAGAAGUUUGAUGAUGAUGAUGAUGAGAGUGGUACUUUAUAUUGAAGAUGAGUAAGAGAAAGCGUUUUGAUCCAGUUGAAUUAUUGGGGGGG
Messenger RNA from Ziziphus jujuba (common jujube), 1870 nucleotides. RefSeq names its product probable galacturonosyltransferase-like 4. The coding region runs from base 659 to 1723 and encodes 354 amino acids. Gene Ontology annotation, cellular component: Golgi apparatus. Lineage: Eukaryota; Viridiplantae; Streptophyta; Magnoliopsida; Rosales; Rhamnaceae. The transcript has a single exon. Gene Ontology annotation, molecular function: glycosyltransferase activity. The record is from RefSeq and is a predicted model, not a curated record.